This is a messenger RNA of Carya illinoinensis, 3885 nucleotides long. RefSeq names its product protein FAR1-RELATED SEQUENCE 11-like. Lineage: Eukaryota; Viridiplantae; Streptophyta; Magnoliopsida; Fagales; Juglandaceae. Gene Ontology annotation, biological process: regulation of DNA-templated transcription. Bases 395 to 2671 code for a protein of 758 amino acids. The transcript has 4 exons. The record is from RefSeq and is a predicted model, not a curated record. Gene Ontology annotation, molecular function: zinc ion binding.
AAUUUAUUUUUAAAAGUAUGUUUUAAAUGGAUUUACUUAGAAAUGUAGCUCAGUUUUCAUUUUUGCGGUUGGUUAUUUUUUGUGGGAUUUUCCCGAGGUAAAACUUGGAGGGAUUCCAGAUCUUAUAUCCAUCUUUUCGACCGUUGGAAAUGGAUGGAUUAAGUUUGUGAGAUAAGGUGUUUUUUGGGCUUGAUCUACUUUUGAGAGACCCAUACGAGAUCUGUGAGUUUCAAGGGAUUCCAAUGGGUUGGAGAUCACGGCUACAUUGAAAUUUAGUUUUCAACUAAAGUUCACUGCGUUUAUCUGGAGCUUUAUUUAUGUUAUCUGUUUCAACUGGGGCAUUUUGACUCCUCUAGGUUUUUUUUCUCCAUUUCAGCCAUCUAUCAAGGAAAUAAUGUCAGAAGGAACAAGCGUGGUUAUGGAAUCUUCUGAAAAUGGCACAGAUUUAUCUCAAGAUGAUAUCGGCACCAUAGAGGGAACUCCUGACAACACAAUUUUAUCACGACAAACAUCUGUGAACCUUGUUCCAUUUAUAGGGCAGAGAUUCAUUUCCCAAGAAGCCGCUUAUGAAUUUUAUUGCAGUUUUGCAAAACAAUGUGGCUUUUCAAUUAGACGCCAUCGUACUCGAGGCAAGGAUGGGGUCGGUCGGGGAGUUACGAGAAGGGAUUUUGCUUGCCAUCGUGGUGGAUAUCCACAGAUGAAACCAUCUGAAGAUGGAAAGAUGCAGAGAAAUCGUAAAUCAUCACGCUGUGGUUGUCAAGCAUAUAUGCGUAUUGUUAAGCGGGCAGAUUUUGAAGUCCCUGAGUGGCGUGUUACAGGCUUUAGCAACAUCCACAACCACGAACUUCUGAAACCACAAGAAGUACGUCUCCUUCCUGCCUACUGUACCAUAUCUCCAGAUGACAAGAUUCGGAUUUGCAUGUUUGCAAAAGCUGGAAUGUCGGUACGGCAAAUGUUGAGAUUAUUGGAGCUAGAGAAAGGUGUUAAGUUGGGAUGUCUACCAUUUACAGAAAUAGACGUCAGAAAUCUUUUACAGUCUUUUAGAAAUGUUGAUAAAGAUAGUGAUUCUAUUGAUCUUAUUGCAGUGUGUAAGAAACUAAAAGAUGAAAAUCCUAACUUCAAGUAUGACUUCAAAAUAGACAGGCAUAACAGGCUGGAACAUAUUGCAUGGACUUAUGCUUCCUCAGUUCAGUUGUAUGAGGCAUUUGGAGAUGCGAUGGUUUUUGAUACAACCCACCGUCUGGAUGCCUAUGAUAUGCUGUUAGGCAUUUGGCUUGGAGUGGACAACCAUGGAAUGACAUGCUUUUUUGGUUGUGUGCUUCUACAGGAUGAAAAUAUGCAGUCCUUUUCCUGGGCACUGAAGACAUUUUUGGGCUUCAUGAAAAGAAAGGCUCCACAGACAAUAUUAACUGACCAUAACAUGUGGCUAAAAGAGGCUAUUUCUAUUGAAAUGCCUGAAACCAAGCAUGCCUUUUGCAUUUGGCACAUCGUUGCAAAGUUUUCGGAUUGGUUUUCAGUACUGCUUGGAUCACGUUAUGAUGAUUGGAAAGCUGAGUUUUAUCGGCUCUAUAACCUGGAAUCGGUGGAAGAUUUUGAACUGGGGUGGAGGGAAAUGGUGAAUAAAUAUGGACUCAAUGCAAAUAAGCACAUUGUCAGUUUGUUUGCAUUACGGACAGUUUGGGCUUUAUCAUUCUUGCGACGGUACUUCUUUGCAGGAAUAAUGAGUACAUGUCAGUCAGAGUCGAUUAAUGCUUUCAUCCAACGGGUUUUGAGUGCGCAGUCUCAGCUGGACCGUUUUGUAGAGCAAGUAGCUGAAAUCGUUGAUUUUAAUGACCGGGUUGGAGCAAAGGAAAAAAUGCAAUGGAAACUGCAGAAAAUGAUCCUCAAAACAGGUUCACCAAUUGAAUCCCAUGCUGCCACUCUUCUUAGUCCCUAUGCCUUUGGUAAACUCCAAGACGAGCUUGUGUUGGCACCGCAGUAUGCAUCUCUUCCAGUUGAUGAAGGUUGUUUCCAAGUCAGACACCAUACUCAGAUGGAUGGAGGGUGCAAAGUGAUUUGGGCUCCUUGUCAAGGGCAUAUCAGCUGUAGCUGCCAUCAGUUUGAGUUUUCAGGCAUCCUUUGCAGACAUGUUCUACGUGUCCUGUCAACUAAUAACUGUUUUCACAUUCCAGAUCAAUAUCUACCCACCCGUUGGCGCGGUGUCAAUUCCUCUUCUACCAACCCCUUCCAGACUGCAACUACAAGAGAGCAUUCUGACAAAAUUCAGUUAUUAGAGUCCAUGGCUUCAACACUCAUAACAGAAUCAAUUGAAAUGGAGGAACGACUUGAUGUUGCCUGUGAGCAAAUUGCCAUAGCGUUAUCACGUGUUAAAGAACUUUCUAGGUCAACACAUGGUAUGAAUGAGAUUUCCUAUAAUUGUCCAUCUGACUCAUUGAUCCUACCAGAGGUGGAAGAUGCUGAUGGAAUUGUUCGGAGUUUUACGAUUGGUCAUCCUCAUGAUUCGAUCACUUUAGGAAAGAUUAAAGAGAGAAGGCCAAAAGAUGGAACCGAGAUUACCAGAAAACGAAGGAACUGUUCAGGGCCUUGCUGUGGGCAUUUUGGACAUGAUGGAUCUGCUUGUUCAAUAAUGGGAGAUGACGAUUUGCAUGGAGAUGCACUCGGGUACUUGUAAUGCAUCACUGCAAACGGUAUUUAUUAUGUAGAAAGAAUCGUGUCACCUAUCUCGGCAUCCAUCACCUUUGCAAGGUACUUUUUUUCAUCUCUCUCUCUCUCUCUCUCCAUUCAAGAUUCGCUGAUACAAAAAAAUUUUCCCUACUAAAGAUCUGCACUACAUUGUAAUUACAUUGAUAAACCUUCAGGUUAAGGUUUAACUUGACAUUCCCGAUAUGUUGAAUUUCAAAGGCAAGAAAAAAUGACACUGGUAACAUGUUGAGUUCAUACAGAAAGUGAACCCCGUCAAAAUCAUCUGUUUUAGGCUUGUACCUAUAAUAGAUCUUACCAUAUUAAAGUUCAGUGUUGAAAGUGGUAGACGUAUUCUCUCGCUAGUUCCCUUUGAUCUCUGUUUAGCUUAUCCACUGUUGUGCACCAUUGACCUUAACCUUGCUUUGCUUGGAAUUUAGGAACCAAGAAUCUGCUGGUUCAGAAUGUAUGAGAAGACGUAAAUCCUGUGUAUAUCUUCAAAUUAUUGCAGAUUAGACAAUUUGCUUAUGUUUUGAUUUAAUAUAUGUCUAAUCUCUUGUUUGAGCAUAAUUAACGACUUCACAGCUUUGGCAUCCCAUGUUUGCUUCUGAUUCUCAAUUCCAUGUGAGGUUUUUAAAUGGUAAGCACAUUUGGUCUAGUUCGGGUGAAUGGGACAGAGGUGGCUUUUUUUCUUAGGACUUGAAAAAUGGGAUUGAGAUAUAUGAAUACAACGCCGUUGAGAUAUAAAAAUGGGAUUUAACUACUUGGGUUUUAUUUUUGUCCAUGUUUCCUUCUAAGUUAUGUCAUUAUUAUUGGUAAUAUCAAAUGCUGUAAAUCAUAAACACAACAUAUCUUCAACUGAUGCAAUCCAUGUUAGAACUUAGGGACACUUGAUUGAAAUUAUACCAACUUACGAUAUUCAAUUGGGAAGCAUAUAAUUUGCAGUUCCUUUCUAAAACCUUCCAAACUUCACGCUGCAUUUGAGGCUUUGAGCCAUCGAAUAUGGUUCUGCCUGUUGUUUCUCAGAUCAAGUUGAUAAAAUAUAUCUUUAUUGACGGUAUACCUGGUUUAUUAUAUACAUGUAAAGUUCCCACACUUCAUCACUUUCUACAUCACAACAUUACAAGGAUCACACUUUUGCAUUUGUGGUCUUUGACUCCAAGACAGAUUUUUUUUUUUUUUUGGUUAAAUCAAAACGGUGCAACA